Hippocampus comes (tiger tail seahorse) is the source of this 2066-nucleotide messenger RNA. RefSeq lists its product as uncharacterized. The record is from RefSeq and is a predicted model, not a curated record. Lineage: Eukaryota; Metazoa; Chordata; Actinopteri; Syngnathiformes; Syngnathidae. The coding region runs from base 395 to 1345 and encodes 316 amino acids. The transcript is spliced from 13 exons.
AGGACAUUUCCUUCCCCGGCGCCAAAGAGGGAGGCUUGACCGAUACUGUACAUAGUGGGGCUGAAGAAAAAAAAUCGAUUCAUCCAUUUUCUAAUCCGUUUGUCCUCACAAGGGUGCCGGCCCGGUGUAGCGCCAUCGCCCGUUCGGGUUUAGGUUGCAUUUAGGGUGGCGAGUGAGCUGGACUGAUCUUUGGACUGAAACCGAGAAUCCCCCGUGCGAUUUUUUUUUAACUUAAAACGAUGCUGCCCCGAAAGCCCCCGCAUCAUUUCGUCAUCAUUUGGCUGUUAUCAGAGUAUCGCUGAGGCGGGACUCUCCCCGGUUAGCGACAACAAAAGAUAAAAGUGAAAGUAAACAGUCUGUCAGGAUAAAAAAAAAAAAAAGUGCGCCGCCUGUGAUGAAAGCCGACGAAGUUCAUCGACGCUGCAACGCGAUAACACACCCACACAACGUGACCAAAUCAAAAACUAGAGAAAUCCACAGAGCGCAUCUAGUGACAAAACAAGAGGGGCUAAUGAACUUGUCACAAUCAUCUUUAUUGGCCAAUGUGAACCUGGAUGUGUACAGGAGCAGAAUGACAUGGUGGUCCGCCCCCUGCCUGUGUCUCAUUAUAUUCCUGAGUUUGACGAAACCUUCAGAAGAGAACUGCAAAGACUACUUUACGCAGAAGGAAUGGGAAAAUAACACGAUUUUUAAAAUGGUCUCCCUUGUGAUCACAGAGAACAAAACAAAUGUGGCGGAGUGUACUUUAGAAAGCUACUGUUUGCAAAACGAGAUGUGUCAUGUAUUUCACGACUGCUUUGACAGACAUGUCAAGUCACCAAGUGAAAAGUGUAAACCUGUGCAGAUUGUUCCCGUUCAUACUCAUCACUUAAUGUGCCUGUUAGCCAGAGUAGUGGAUUCCCAAAAAACUGUACAUGGCUGUGAAUAUGCAAGCGUUUGUCCAUUAUUUGAGGAGAGUUGGCAAGCCGCAACUGCACUGCCGCCAACAGACCCAAAGAUGACAUCAACAGUUGUGUCAUCUCGGGCUGAAGCGCUGCCAACAUCACAUGCAUCAUUACCAAAUGUUACGCCUGUGGCAAAAAACGGACACCAUGCCGAGAAUACAGCCGCCUGUCAAGGCAAUGCUAAGUUUUAUGAGAUGCCAAUCCACCUCAACGAGAACGAUUUAAGCCUGAAGGUGCCGUUAGUGAUUUCUUCAACGCUUGCUAUUGUCAUGCCAUUAGCUGUUUACUUUUACAUGCGUCACCAGAUGAAGCAAGACGAGAGAGGGCCAGGAAACCGGAGUACCCGGAGAAAACCCACGCCGGCACAGGGAGAGCAUGCAAACUCCACACAGGAAGUAUGACCAACCACUUGGCUCUACAGAUUUUUUUUCCCUCUUUCACAACUUCAAGGGGGCUAUCAAUGGAUUCAUUCUGAAGAUGUGGACGAUAUCGAGGUGACUGAACCAAAAGAGCUGCAAGGGUUCCUGGAAAUUUUUUCAAGGAGUGAAUGAAGGUGUCAGAAGAGACAGCUGGGAAAAGUGUGCCAGAAUCCAGGGGGUCGCUUUGAAAGGGGGAAACUUGCGGUUUGGAUUGGAACUAACUCUUUUGUGACAACAGCGCUGCCAUUUUUCAGACACACCUUCCAUAUGCAUAACAUUUGUUUUUGACAGAUCUUGUAUUGAAUCGCAUCCCAUUGGGGUGUGUGCUUGAUGUCAUGGACGGUGUUAUGUCCAAUCAUAUCAACAGGGUUGAUUUUUUAUUUUUUAUUUUUUAAAUGCCUCAUUUCGACUCGCAAGACACAUAGCAUAAAGUGAGUUGAUUGUAUGCAAUGAGGAAAUCUGGGGUAACAUACCGAACCUCCUCAUUUCACUGUGUUUUACUAAACUGUGAUGAAUGAAUGAAUAUGAUGUGUUGUUAAAUUUUCAGAAAAGAUAAAUAGCGUAUUAUCCAGUUUCCAGCUAGCUAAUCUGUGCACAAAGCAUGGCCUGCGAACCACAGCUGUAUUUUUUUCCUGUUUGUUUUCGCAUUUGCAUUGUCAAGUCUUGUAUUACUUGUUGCAUUCAUGAAAAAAAAUAAAUGAUA